Orycteropus afer afer is the source of this 417-nucleotide messenger RNA. It is a transcript of the gene S100A13, whose product is annotated as S100 calcium binding protein A13. Gene Ontology annotation, biological process: positive regulation of cell population proliferation; positive regulation of canonical NF-kappaB signal transduction. The record is from RefSeq and is a predicted model, not a curated record. Lineage: Eukaryota; Metazoa; Chordata; Mammalia; Tubulidentata; Orycteropodidae. Gene Ontology annotation, molecular function: RAGE receptor binding. Gene Ontology annotation, cellular component: perinuclear region of cytoplasm.
GGACGUCAGCUUCAGCACCAGGGUCCUAAUGGCAGCUGAGCCACUGACUGAGCUGGAGGUGGCCAUCGAGACAGUGGUCACCACCUUUUUCACCUUUGCAGGGCGGGAGGGCAAGAAGGGCAGCCUCAGCAUCAAUGAGUUUAAGGAACUGGUUACCCAGCAGUUGCCUCACCUGCUCAAGGAUGUGGGCUCCCUAGAUGAGAAGAUGAAGAGCUUGGAUGUGAAUCAGGACUCAGAACUCAAGUUCAAUGAGUACUGGAGGCUGAUUGGGGAGUUGGCCAAGGAGAUCAGGAAGGAGAAGGCCCUGGAGAUCCGGAAGAAGUGAAGUUGACUGGCAGGGAUGGGGGUGGGCAGGGCAGGGCAGGCCAGGCCAGGCAGAACCCCACUGCCCCCAAAUAAAACUUCCCUCUUAAAACA